UCCUCCCGGAAUUUGGAAAGGAAGUGAGAAAGAAGAGAGAAAGAAAGAAAGAAAGAGAGAGAGAGAGAGUGAGAGCGAAAGGGACGGAGGGGAGGAGCAGGAGGAGCCGAGGCUGGCGGCGCGCCUGGUAUGAACUUAGAAGGCAGCGGCAACAGCGGCAGCAGCAUCGAAGGCGGCGGCAUGAGCUCGGUGAGCUGCGGCAACGGGAAACUCCGCCAGUGGCUGAUCGAGCAGAUUGACAGCUCUAAAUACCCGGGCUUGAUAUGGGAGAACGAGGAGAAGAGCAUCUUUCGCAUCCCUUGGAAGCACGCGGGCAAACAGGACUACAACCGCGAGGAAGACGCCGCUCUCUUCAAGGCCUGGGCUCUGUUUAAAGGGAAGUUCAGAGAAGGUAUUGAUAAACCAGAUCCUCCCACUUGGAAGACGAGACUCCGUUGUGCUCUGAACAAAAGCAAUGAUUUUGAAGAACUGGUUGAAAGAAGCCAACUGGACAUAUCAGAUCCAUAUAAAGUAUAUAGAAUAGUACCAGAAGGAGCAAAAAAAGGAUCAAAACAACUUAGCAUGGAAGAUCCACAGAUGAUUAUGAACAACGCUUUCACUCUGAAUUCAUCAUAUUCUGCACUACAGCCUCAGGUUCCAAACUACAUGGUACCUCAUGAGCGUAACUGGAGGGAAUACGUACCAGAGCAGUCCCAUCCUGAUCUUUCAUACCAGUGUACAAGUGUCUCUUUUCCACCUCGUAAUCAUCACUGGCAAAGUCCAUCAUGUCAGAAUGUAGGUUGUCAAGUAACUGGGACUUUUUAUGCUUGUGCACCACCUGAGACGCAGACUUCUGGAAUCCCAAUAGAGGGAAACAUCAGAACUAGUGAAGCUCUUCCCUUGUCAGAUUGUCGAUUGCACAUCUGUUUGUAUUAUCAUGAAACUCUUGUAAAAGAAGUCACAACUUCAAGUCCUGAGGGCUGUAGGAUAUCUCACGGUCAUAGCUAUGAGGUCAGUGGCAUGGACCAAGUUAUGUUCCCUUAUCCAGAAGAUCAUAACCAGAGAAAAACGACUGAAAAAUUGCUUUCUCACCUGGAAAGAGGAGUAAUACUCUGGAUGACCCACGAUGGCCUCUAUGCUAAGAGACUUUGUCAAAGCAGGAUAUAUUGGGAUGGGCCUUUGGCAUUCUGCAGUGACCGGCCUAACAAACUGGAAAGAGAGCAGACGUGCAAGCUUUUUGAUACUCAGAAAUUUUUAUCAGAAUUACAAAUAUUUGCCCACCACGGACGUCCAUUACCUAGAUUCCAGAUUGUGUUAUGUUUUGGAGAAGAAUUUCCUGAUCCACAAAGACAGAGAAAACAAAUUACAGCCCAUGUUGAACCAGUGUUUGCUAGGCAGCUGUACUAUUUUGCACAGCAAAACACCGGACCUAUUUUGAGAGGCUACGAUAUAUCAGAACAAAUAACCACUUCAGAAGAUUAUCAUAGAUCCAUCCACCAUUCCUCUGUUCAGGAAUAAACACAGGAACACUGAAGUUUGAAUUACAUUUUGAGAGGCAAAAGGAUGCAAAUCAGUGCUUCAAAUUUCCCCGAGAAAUCAUCACCAACUGGAAAUGUACAUGGAAUGGAUACAGUCAACGUAAGAAUCUAGAAUCCCGAAUGAGAGUUCUGCCAUGCUUUCGGAAAGCUGUCCUCUGCUUGUGGGAUUAAUGACAAAAUGGCUGAUAUGUUUACAUGUUCUUAAAUAAGGACAGCGUCUUAGAGACAACCUGAAAUUAUUUCAAGCCUCUUGUUAUUUAUUUGAUUUGAAAUCUCAGGGCAGGAAAUUCUAAACCUAAGUAACAGUUUACUAUGGUAUAAGGCCAUAAAAAUGCAUGCUAUUCAUAAAAAUGGGAUAAGUAUAUUAUUUUUUUAAAAGCUUCAAACAAUCGAAAUGUUGAAUGCUGUGUAUGUAGAAAAUUUAAUUUCAAGGUUUUUUUCCUCAUAAAUGUUAAAAAAGCUGUUCUGUUGCUGCUGUUUCCAAAACGCGCAUGGAUACUAAAUUCUGUGGAAUCUAUCAGAAAUCUUCCCAGGACAACGCAUUAUAUCAUUGUCCAAUAUUUAUAUCAUUAUAUCAUUUAAUUUGUAUUAAAUUCAAUAGGCUAAAUUUAUUCAUAGCAACUAUUAGCGCUGAGGUUUCAUUCCUAUAUAGACCAGAGAGUGAUUUUCAGAUGGACUUAACUUUCCCUCCUAUAAUGCUGUAUGGAACUGUAUGGAACUGACAUUAUUAUCCAUCUAGCAAUCUUCAGGCUGAGGAAAUGAACGUAUUAGAGAACUUGACCUAUUUAGUGCAUUGAUGCUUAUAUUUGAAUAUUUAAGAUUGCACAAGAGUGAAUGUGUAAAAACUGAGAGCCAAUUUGGUCUAGUGCAGUGAUGGCUAACCUUUUUGCCGUCGUGUGCUAAAAGCAGGGGAAGCGCGGGGCUGUGUCAUGCACGAGCGUGCCCGCACCCAUAUUUCAAUGCCCCACUAUGCCCCGCCUGGGCGCAUCCACGCACGCCCCCCCCCCCCCGCACCCUGUUUUGGGCCUAGCAGGCCUACCUGAAUCCUCCGGAGGCCAGAAACGGCCCGUUUCCAGACUUCCGGUAGGCCCAGUAGACCCAUUUUUCGCCAUCUCCAGGCUUUCCUGGAGCCUGGGGAGGAAAAAAAUGGCCUCUCUCCUCCCCCCAGAGACCCUCCAGAGGCGGAAACACCCUCCCAGAACCUCUGCACAAGCCCUGUACUUACCUGGUAUCCAAAACGGCCAUGUGGAGACUCCUGGGAGGGGAGGGGUGGUGUGGGAGGAGCCAGCGUGCACAUGCGCACUGGAGCUGAGCUAGGGCAAUGGUUCGCGUGCCUUCAGAUAUGGCUCCACAUGCCACCUGUGGCACGGGUGCCAUAGGUUCACCAUCACGGGUCUAGUGGUUAAGGCACCAAGCUAGAAACUGGGAAACCAUGAGUUCUGAUUCCACCUUAGGCAUGAAAACCGGUUGGGUGACUUUGGGCCAGUCACUCUCUCUCAGCCCAACCCCAGCUCACAGGGUUGUUGUUGUGGGGAAAAUAGGAGGAGGAAGGAGUAUUCGAUAUGUUCGCCACCUUAACUUAUGUAUAAAAAUAAUAAUGGCAGGAUAAAAAUACAUAAAAUUAAAAAAAAGUUAAAUUCAGACUAGGAUUGCACAUUGUGGUAUGUUUUCCUUAACUGUAGUUUAUUGAGAAAACCACAUUUUUCAUCAACUAUGCUUCAUGACUAUAAUGGUUUCCUGCUGUAUGCCAAACCACAACAAACCCCAUGAUGACUUAGGAUAUUGUCUGAACAAGUUUGAUGAACUAAUUUCAAUAUAUAGGGGACUUUAUCUGAAUAGUCAAACAGUGCUUGGACAUAGUUGACUUUAUUUCGGAGGGUUAAUGUGGAGAGAUGUAAAGAGUAAUUGUGGACCACUUGUGUACUGUUCUAAAUAGUGUAUAGAAGAAUAGAUGAAACUUGUUUUCUACUUAAAAAUAAAGGUACAUAUUUUUGAGGUACAUAUUCAGCAGUCUUCUUUAAUCGGUUGGGCUCAGUUGAUUUAGACUAGAGUUCUUAUCGCCCCUGGCCAGGGAAAACUGACCAUUUUUCACACUUAUGACCACUGCAGCAUCCCCAUGGUCACAUGAUCAAAAUUCGGAUGCUUGGCAACUGGUUCAUAUUUAUGGCAGUUGCAGUGUCCCGGAGUCAUGUUUGAAAUAGCAAAGAGAACUUUUGGAUCAAGGAAGAACACUCAAUAUGAUCUCAUUCUCUUAAAAAUAGCGGCAGGUAUUUCAGUAUCUACUACUGAAAGAUUUCUACUUUGUAAUUAAAAAUAUACUGAACUUGAAUAUUUAAUCAGGAAUGUAUUGUAUAGUUAGUCAGUUGGCACUAGAUUCCUGAAUUUAUACAUCUUAAAGAUGCAUGAUGCCUUGGGAUAUAAUAUCCAUUUCUUUCUUCUCCCAGAAAAUUCCUUAUUAUCUGACACAUUUUUCCUGGAUAUAGUUAGUUACAGUCCUUAGCACAUAUUGGGAGUAAACAAAUUGAAUUCAAUGGAAGUUAUAUCUCAAUAAACAUGGAUAGGUUGCACUAUUAAAUCUCUUUAAGCUUGGAAAAUGAUAACGAUAACUCCACAUAGCUCUUUGAAUCUUUUCAUGUUUGUUUGUUUGAUGGUUUCUUUGAUAUGUCAGUAUACAUUUUUAAUCCAUUUAGGCUACAAGCCUUAUUCCUAUACGCCUAAAUACAUACGGUAUUUCUUGUGCUCUUAGCAUUUAGUUUCUCCUAUUGGCUGCUUCAUGUAAUUAUAUAUCAGAAUUAUAUCUGUUAUGCCAAGAUGAAGCUCAGACUGUUUAUAGUUUCAGGGGAACACUUUGUAUUAUAUGUAAGAGAGAUUUAUGUGACUAGAACAAAUGUUGACCUAAAAUAAAAAAUUUGGAAGUU
Molecule: messenger RNA, 4435 nt
Organism: Pantherophis guttatus
Lineage: Eukaryota; Metazoa; Chordata; Lepidosauria; Squamata; Colubridae
Source: RefSeq, a predicted model, not a curated record